Priapulus caudatus is the source of this 2400-nucleotide messenger RNA. Its product is annotated as T-complex protein 1 subunit epsilon-like. The record is from RefSeq and is a predicted model, not a curated record. NCBI's taxonomy places the organism in Eukaryota, Metazoa, Priapulida, Priapulimorpha, Priapulimorphida, Priapulidae. Bases 119 to 1759 code for a protein of 546 amino acids. Gene Ontology annotation, biological process: protein folding. Gene Ontology annotation, cellular component: chaperonin-containing T-complex. Gene Ontology annotation, molecular function: ATP hydrolysis activity; ATP-dependent protein folding chaperone; ATP binding. The transcript is spliced from 11 exons.
GGUAUCAUGCGAAAGUGUCGCCAGUGCAUGAUUCAUAAGUGUGCUCGUAUCGAGUUUUGUUGUUUCAUGGUUGCCAGUUUCAUCUUAUCCAAUCUUAGUUUACGAAUUAAAAGCUAACAUGGAUGGAUCUUCAAAAGGCUCACUAGCCUUUGAUGAGUUCGGGAGACCAUUUAUUAUUAUCAAAGAUGAAGCAUCCAAAAAGAGAUUGACCGGUAUCCAUGCUCAUAAGUCCCACAUUUUGGCAGGAAAAGCUGUUGCCAAUAUUUUACGGACAUCCUUAGGGCCAAAAGGUCUCGACAAAAUGAUGGUUUCGGCGGAUGGUGAUGUCAUGAUAACGAAUGAUGGUGCGACCAUACUGGACCAGAUGGAUGUGGAGCAUGAAAUAGCAAAACUCAUGGUCCAGCUGUCCAAGUCUCAAGAUGAUGAAAUUGGGGAUGGUACAACCGGUGUAGUAGUGUUGGCCGGAGCUCUGCUAGAACAUUCAGAGUUGCUGCUCGACCGCGGAAUCCACCCUAUCAGAAUCGCCGACGGCUUUGAGAUAGCGGCGCGCGUCGCUGUCGACCAGCUAGACAAGAUUGCCGACAGCUUUCCUGUGGACCUCAACAAUCUAGAACCACUAAUCCAGACUGCGAUCACAACACUCAGUUCUAAGAUAGUCAAUCGGUGUGGGCGUCAGCUGGCCGAGAUUGCCGUCGAUGCAAUUCUAGCCGUUGCUGAUCUUGAUAGAAAGGAUGUCGACUUUGAGCUUAUCAAGGUCGAAGGAAAGGAGGGGGGCAGACUAGAGGACACAAUGCUGGUUAGGGGCGUUGUGGUUGAUAAAGACUUCAGUCACCCCCAAAUGCCGAAGGUUGUGAGGGAUGCUAAGAUUGCAAUUCUCACCUGUCCGUUUGAACCACCAAAACCAAAGACUAAGCACAAGCUCGAUGUUACCUCAGUAGAAGAUUACAAAAAACUUCAAGACUACGAGAAGGAAAAGUUUGCAGAAAUGGUCAAGCAGGUAAAAGACACCGGAGCAAACUUGGCAAUCUGCCAGUGGGGCUUUGAUGAUGAAGCAAAUCAUCUGCUUCUAGCUAAUGACCUUCCUGCUGUGCGUUGGGUCGGCGGACCCGAGAUUGAGCUGAUAGCGAUUGCGACGGGCGGGCGCAUCGUGCCGCGAUUCAGCGAGCUCACGGAGAAGAAGCUCGGCAAGGCUGGCAUCGUGAGAGAGCUCAGCUUUGGAACGACGCGGGACAAGAUGCUCGUGAUCGAGGAGUGCCAGAACUCGCGCGCCGUCACCAUCUUCAUCCGCGGCGGCAACAAGAUGAUCGUUGAGGAGGCAAAGCGCAGCAUCCACGACGCACUGUGCGUCAUUCGCAACCUGGUGAAGGACAACAGGAUCGUGUACGGCGGCGGUGCGGCCGAGGUCGCCUGCGCACUUGCCGUCAACAAGGAAGCUGACAAGAUUUCGACGUUAGAGCAGUACGCUGUUCGUGCGUUCUCCGAUGCGCUCGAGACCAUACCGCUAGCUCUGGCUGAGAACUCCGGUUUGCCUGCGAUGAAGACCAUGACCGAGGUGAAAGCCAGGCAGUUAGCAGAGAACAACCCACGACUGGGCAUUGACUGCAUGGUCAAGGGCACCAACGACAUGAGGGAACAGAACGUCAUCGAAACGCUGAUCGGGAAGAAGCAGCAGAUCACCUUGGCAACGCAACUCGUCUCGAUGAUCCUCAAGAUCGACGAUAUCCGAGUUCCCGGCGAGAACCAGUCGUAUGGCAUGUGAGGUGCAGGUGUGUUCUAUGUGUGUGGACGCGUGCGAUCGCAACCGUCUGCUGCAAGCUCUGGCCCGCAUCGUAACAGCGAGCGUCUGUUGCUCUACUUACUCUUAACCACUGCGCAGUCCAGAAUCUCCCAACACCCACACCCUUGCCCGGUGAGCAGCGCCAGUUACUUGCACGUUUCGCGAGAAAUUGUUUUGUUUCCGAUCUGCGAGCGGGUAUUUUUUGGAGAGGAGUGUGUGCCUCACAGCUGCAGAUAUUGUUUCUGACUGUGCAGAGUAACUGUUGAACAAAUGUGGUUUGUGAGAGCGCUACAGUUCGCUAAACCGUUUCAUUUCAGUCGGUGUGUUUUUUGAAAGUUUCUGUCACAAGUAACACAAUUUCAGACUGGGUAUCACACUGAUUGCGUUGGUAUCUAAUCUUUUGCAACUGGAAUGUGUGAAUAUGAAUAGGCGAGUAACCAUUUCAUUUUCAUAUUCUUUUACGCAGUGCACAGCAUUUCUCACCUAAAUUAAAAUGUGUUCGCAACUUGCAGAAUAUGUCAAGCGUCAAUAUUGGUUUUGUCUGUGAAUGAAAACCCAGUUUACAUUACGAAUUGAAUAUUGUAUUAAAUUUUCACAUCAUGCAAGAUGUGUACAGCUGGAUA